Cylicostephanus goldi is the source of this 390-nucleotide messenger RNA. NCBI's taxonomy places the organism in Eukaryota, Metazoa, Nematoda, Chromadorea, Rhabditida, Strongylidae. The record is from the annotation of a GenBank genome assembly.
AUGGACACAUGUGUGAUGGGUACCGUACCACUGACGGACUCCGAAUGGUUAGUGGAUGCGGUCGGCGCGCUCAACGGAGUCUACGCCCAGCUUCAUCCUUAUGUAGCUGUGGCUUUAUGUCUUGCAGGAACAGCAAUGAAUGCCGUAACAAUCGUCGUUUUGACCCGACCAUCGAUGUUGUCUCCUAUUAACGCGAUUCUUUGCGCCGUUGCUAUCUGUGAUAUGCUGGUGAUGAUGUCGGUCCUCGUAUUUGUCUCUCAUUUUCUCAUAUCAUCUAGUUUCAGAUGUGAUCCAGAUGACUAUAAUAGGAUGUGGGCAUAUUUUCUUUUUGCUCAUUCACAAAGUACUGUAAUUCUACAUGCGACUAGCAUUUGGCUCACGGUAAGCUGA